GGGAGCGGCCGUUUUUUAAGGCGCUGGCUGCGCCCCCGGCUGUGUGGAGGUUGUGGUUGUGCGUCCUCCGAGCAUGGAGACCGUGCGUGUGGCGAUCAUCGGCAGUGGACUCAUUGGUCGCAGCUGGGCCAUGGUGUUUGCUGCUGGAGGCUUCCAAGUGAGACUUUAUGAUAUUGCACAACAACAAUUAACAACUGCACUGGAAAACAUUCGCAAACAAAUGAAAGAGCUGGAGGAGUCGGGAUUCCUGAAAGGAACUUUGAGCGCAGAGAAGCAGUUGGCUCUCAUCAGCAUCUGCACAGACCUGAAGGCUGCAUUAGAGGGUGCUACUUUCAUUCAGGUAAGCAAAUGUUUGACAACUCCUAGCAAACAAGGAAAGAUGAAAAACUGCUUGCUGUAGGUGGACA
Messenger RNA from Centrocercus urophasianus (Greater sage-grouse), 407 nucleotides. Its product is annotated as lambda-crystallin homolog. Gene Ontology annotation, biological process: fatty acid metabolic process. Gene Ontology annotation, molecular function: NAD+ binding; L-gulonate 3-dehydrogenase activity. The coding region runs from base 74 to 400 and encodes 108 amino acids. The record is from RefSeq and is a predicted model, not a curated record. The transcript is spliced from 3 exons. Lineage: Eukaryota; Metazoa; Chordata; Aves; Galliformes; Phasianidae.